Molecule: messenger RNA, 1047 nt
Organism: Stylonychia lemnae
Lineage: Eukaryota; Ciliophora; Spirotrichea; Sporadotrichida; Oxytrichidae
Source: the annotation of a GenBank genome assembly
AUGCUCGUUCAUAAAUUAUUGGUCGACCUGGCUCCUCCCUUUGUGACAGCUAAGAGCUGGUCAAUCAUGGACGGACGCACGGGAGAGAUAUUAUUUGGAAAGUGCGAAAACGAUAGGCGUGAGAUAGCCUCACUAACAAAGAUAAUGACUGCAUUCGUGGUAGUUCAAAUUAUUAGAAAAAUCAAACUGAAUUCUAAGAAAACAAUGUUGCAAGUCUCUAAGAAUGCUGCAACUAUUGGAGGGACAUCUGCCAAACUAAAGUCCGGUGAUGUCUUAUCCGUUUGGGACCUCCUGCACGGACUUAUGCUUCCAAGUGGCAAUGAUGCAGCUAUUUGCCUUUCAGAGCACUUCGGACAGUACUUGUUCGAAGUCGCAACCAGAUAUAAGAACAAUAAAUAACAAUAACAGCAAAAUUAAUAAUAACAGCCCAAUGCUAACAAUAAUGCAUAGGCUAAUCCCGACCAAAAUGCCCAACAAGAUAAUCAAAGAAGAAUGGCAUCGGACCAGCCAAUAAAAUACUUUGUCCAAGAGAUGAACAGAUAUGCUAGAGCUCUGGGCUUAGAGUCCACUAACUACGCAAAUCCUCAUGGACUGUCUCAUAAAAACAACAAAUCAACAGCCUACGACAUUGGUAAGCUGGCAUGUAUCGCAAUGCAAGACCCAAUAAUGAGGGAAAUCGUUAAUAAACAGACCUAUGAAUGCAAGGGUCGUGACAUCUACGAUGAGGAAAGAGACUUUGAAUGGACAAACACUAAUAAACUCCUGGGAAAGGGCUUUAAUGGGCUCAAAACUGGAGUAACACCGGCAGCAGGACCCUGUUUGGCAGCAUCUUUUGAAAAGGAUAGUUUGCACCUCGUUGUUGUGGUUAUGAAUACCAAAACUAUGGACAAUAGAUGGGUUGAAGUGCCUAAGCUAACACUGUGGGCAAUUAACCGUUUGAACAAACUCUGCGAGUAUUUCGCAGAAAACUAACUACCGAAUGGCACACUUAAGUAAAAUGGAGAGGAGGACUAGAACAAUAAAAAUCAGAAGAAAAUCCAAUAGUGA